GUGACUCGCGCGCGUGUCGGAGCCAGCCAGGAGCCCCGAGCGGUCGCCAAUUAAACGUUCCGAGAGCCCAAGCCCUCGUUAGGGCCUGGGGGAAGGCGGGUUACCCGUGUCCCCGAACGGCGGCGGCGGCCAAAAAGAUGAAGAACUUUUGCAUCCCAUCACUUUUCUUUUUCCCCUCUUGGAAAGGUGUUGCGGGGUGUUGUGCCAAAACAACUACUGCACCACUGGAUCGAGUAAAGAUUUUGCUGCAAGCUCAUAACCACCAUUACAAACAUCUAGGAGUGUUUUCUACAUUGUGUGCUGUCCCCAAAAAGGAAGGUUACCUUGGGCUGUAUAAAGGAAACGGGGCAAUGAUGAUUAGAAUCUUUCCAUAUGGCGCAAUUCAGUUUAUGGCAUUUGACCAAUAUAAAAAGGUAAUAAAGAAGCAACUUGGGAUUUCAGGGCAUGUGCAUCGAUUAAUGGCUGGAUCUAUGGCAGGUAUUACAGCAGUGAUUUGUACUUACCCUCUUGAUAUGGUUAGAGUUCGUCUGGCGUUCCAAGUAAAAGGGGAACACAAGUACAUGGGAAUUAUCCAUGCAUUCAAGAUGAUUUACACAAAGGAAGGUGGUUUUAGUGGGUUCUACAGAGGGCUGAUGCCAACUGUUGUAGGAAUGGCGCCAUAUGCGGGUUUUUCAUUUUUUACCUUUGGUACCUUAAAGAGCAUUGGACUUGCUCAAGCACCUAACUUGCUUGGACGACCUUCAUUAGAUAAUCCCGAUGUCUUAGUUUUGAAAACACAUGUAAAUCUGCUGUGUGGUGGCAUAGCUGGAGCAAUAGCUCAGACGAUAUCAUAUCCUCUUGAUGUAACUCGUAGGCGAAUGCAGUUAGGAGCAGUUCUCCCAGACUCUGAAAAGUGCCUUACGAUGGUGCAGACACUGAAGUAUGUGUAUCAACAACAUGGAAUACGAAGAGGAUUAUAUCGUGGUUUAUCUCUAAAUUAUAUUCGUUGUAUUCCUUCCCAGGCUGUGGCUUUUACCACAUAUGAACUUAUGAAACAGUUCUUGCACCUCAAUUAAUUUUUUUUUUUUUAGAAGACUUCCCUGUAAAACUAUACUGUCAGUCCUUAAAUUAAAUUGGUGAGUAAAUUACUUGAAGUUUAAAAAAAACCUAUCUGUUACUGUGGAACUGCUGUGUCUGACAUUUUUAUUUGCCAAAAUGUGGUUAAUUUCCUGGAGUCAAACCAGGAGACAGAUCAAAAUAAACAUUAGUUAGCUAUAAACAUUUUUUUGCACUUGAUCUCCUAGGCUUGAUUAGAUUAAUGUUAAGAAUUACACAGUUUUAAAAUUACACCCGCAUUUUAUACGGGUUUCAAGCUGUUAGUUAUUUAGCCUUAUCACCAUUCCAGGAGUUACACACAUGGUUAUACUACAUUUUAAGCUAGUAGUUAGACAUCUGUUCUUCUUUAA
This is a messenger RNA of Phaethon lepturus (White-tailed tropicbird), 1445 nucleotides long. RefSeq names its product solute carrier family 25 (mitochondrial carrier), member 16 (gene SLC25A16). Gene Ontology annotation, cellular component: mitochondrial inner membrane. The transcript has 9 exons. Gene Ontology annotation, biological process: transmembrane transport. Lineage: Eukaryota; Metazoa; Chordata; Aves; Phaethontiformes; Phaethontidae. The record is from RefSeq and is a predicted model, not a curated record. The annotation marks the transcript as partial.